CGGCUGACUGACGCCUUAGAAAAAAAAUCUAUCAAUCCUAGGGUGGAGUUUUUUUUCCUCCACAAAGCAACUAUUUGCCCGGGACACGUGCGUGAACCUCUUCAAUUUGGCGCACUAAUCCUAAAAGGAGCCAUGAAGUGUUAAAUGGUAGAAACAGAGACAGCGGCGCUCAGACACCCGCACGCUGGGAGAGAGGGAGGAAACAGCGCUGCUCCAAUGCGUCUGUGCAACACAGACUGAAGAAAAAAAAAACUUAUCGACUCACAAAACCAAAACCUGCGCUGCGCAAUUAGUGCGUGAAAAUCCACUUUUUCUCCGGUUUUGAAGAAAAUAAAUAAAGAAAUCAAGCUGGCUCAGUGCGUGUCUCAGCAGCCCACUUUGACAGGUGCUCCUCACCCCCUUUGGAGGACUGUCAACAGCAAGAGGAUGGCAUCAGAGCUGGCAAUGAGCAACUCCGACCUGCCCACCAGUCCCCUGGCCAUGGAAUAUGUUAAUGACUUCGAUCUGAUGAAGUUUGAAGUGAAAAAGGAGCCGGUGGAGCCCGAUCGCAGCAUCAGCCAGUGCAGCCGCCUGGUCGCCGGGGGAUCCCUAUCUUCCACCCCGAUGAGCACGCCUUGCAGCUCGGUUCCCCCCUCGCCAAGCUUCUCGGCGCCCAGUCCGGGAUCAGGGAGCGAACAGAAGGCACACUUGGAGGAUUUCUACUGGAUGACCGGGUACCAACAGCAGUUGAACCCCGAGGCUCUGGGCUUUAGCCCGGAGGACGCCGUAGAGGCGCUGAUCAGCAGCAGUCACCAGCUCCAGACCUUCGAUGGCUAUGCCAGGGGGCAGCAGUUCGGCGGCGCAGCCGGGGCAGGAGGCGCCAUGGCCGGGGAGGAGAUGGGAUCAGCGGCCGCCGUGGUAUCCGCGGUUAUCGCUGCAGCCGCAGCUCAGAACGGGAAUCCCCACCACCACCAUCACCAUCACCACCACCACACAGGGGCACACCAUCCCUCCUCCGGGUCUCAAUCCGGCGGCGGCAUGGGGGGAAACCACCAGCACCUGCGCCUGGAAGACCGGUUCUCGGACGAGCAGCUGGUGACCAUGUCGGUGCGGGAAUUGAACCGGCAGCUCCGGGGGGUCAGCAAGGAAGAGGUGAUCCGUCUGAAACAGAAGAGGAGGACACUAAAGAACAGAGGCUAUGCCCAGUCCUGCCGGUACAAGCGGGUCCAGCAGCGGCACGUCUUGGAGGGAGAGAAGACGCAACUGAUUCAGCAGGUGGACCACCUCAAGCAGGAGAUCUCCCGGCUGGCCAGGGAGAGGGACGCCUACAAGGAGAAAUACGAGAAGCUGAUCAGCACCGGCUUCAGAGAAAACGGAGGAUCCAGCAGCGACAACAACCCCUCAUCCCCGGAGUUUUUCAUGACGUCAAGAAAAUUCCUCCAUCUGUGAUAGAGAGUUGUGACUUCUCCGCCCCACCACCCUGGAGUCUGAGAUAUCAUGACACUGGAAUGCUGAUGUUUCAAGAGUGACCUCCGGCACCCAGACUGCCAUAAAGCACAAUGUCUCAAAAGCGUCCCAACAGCGGCUUCAGGGCAACCAAUCCACAGAAAACCC
Molecule: messenger RNA, 1593 nt
Organism: Perca fluviatilis (European perch)
Lineage: Eukaryota; Metazoa; Chordata; Actinopteri; Perciformes; Percidae
Gene: mafb
Product: v-maf avian musculoaponeurotic fibrosarcoma oncogene homolog b (paralog b)
Exons: 3
Coding region: 427-1428 (333 amino acids)
Biological process (GO): regulation of transcription by RNA polymerase II
Cellular component (GO): nucleus
Molecular function (GO): DNA-binding transcription factor activity, RNA polymerase II-specific; RNA polymerase II cis-regulatory region sequence-specific DNA binding
Source: RefSeq, a predicted model, not a curated record